Ogataea angusta is the source of this 3555-nucleotide messenger RNA. RefSeq lists its product as uncharacterized. The record is from RefSeq and is a predicted model, not a curated record. Lineage: Eukaryota; Fungi; Ascomycota; Pichiomycetes; Pichiales; Pichiaceae. Gene Ontology annotation, biological process: protein localization to prospore membrane; ascospore-type prospore membrane formation. Gene Ontology annotation, cellular component: prospore membrane. The transcript has a single exon. The coding region runs from base 1 to 3555 and encodes 1184 amino acids.
AUGAAUGGAUAUACUCAAAGGAAAGGAGACUCUUCAAUAGACAUUCCAUGUUACUCUUUCACGGCGUUCAAACUCCGAUAUGGUACCGCGAACGGACUGAAUAGAACGACAACCAUAAUUUCGCUUGGAUCAAUUCCUAGAUCAUGGUUGCUUUAUAAACAAUCUGCCCUGCUAUCGACUCUGCAUAAGAUAGGCAAGAGGAGUGACGGCUCUCUGUCAAAAUCCACUGAAAUGUUCGACAACGUUGCUCGUAACUUUGGAUUUAGACCUAGUCGACCGGAUAUGGGCGUGUCUUCCUCUGGUAUAUCUAGUGACUUCUCCGAAGAAACGCAGUCAGGAACCGAUCUUGGGUCGUUGAGUUUACACUCAAUAACGAUCAACGGUCGUCCAGAGGGAAGCUCGACAGGCUCGACCAGAGAGCAAGAACAGAGGAAUAAAAACCAUUGUAGCACGCGUCGCUAUGAUGAAGGUAACUCUGAUUCUUUCCUAGGAAGAUCUCGUACCCGGAAAUCUAAUAAUCGCAAAGAUCCUACAAGGACCCUUGGGUGGUCCAAUGAUGACUUCUUAGUAUUCAAUCAGAAACUCUCUUCACGUUCUAAUUUGGAGAAUGGUGGGGAAAAGAAUGCCACAAGUGAUCUAUAUUCACACAAGCAUUUAUAUCAUGACAUUGCCAAAGCGCGUAUCAUGGGAAAAGAGGUUCGAAUUACAGAUGGUGUCUCCUCCAAUGCCUCUUUUGUUACCGCAAAUGAGUUUAUUGAACCAACAUCCCAGACUAGACAACUUCAAAAUUCCGGAUCACAGGGUGAUUCCAAUGAAACUACGCUUGGAUCUUCUGAUACACUAAUGGCGUCUCAGAGGCAAGUCGGUACAGAAAAGCCUGCGGCCCCAACAAUGGUGAAGUCCGUGACUUUUUCGACAUCUACCAAAAAAAACCGCUCGUCCAAAAAGAAGACCAUGGAGGUAGAGCUGCUGAAUCCUGAAGAACAUGUUGGAGUUUCAGAUAUUGGUGAUCAGCAACAAAGCCACUCCCACUUUAGAGACCUCUAUGAGCAAUUGAAUGAGGAAAUGAUUACCAUAUUUGACAAACUCCAGCAUAAAACCGUCGGAGCUCGCCAUAGAAUCAACAGUGAAUACUCCAAGAUUGAACAACGGCGAAAGCUGAAAAGAAUGUUUCAAGAAUUCUCAGCCGGCAAUAUUGUUAAAAUGGAGAAGAUGCUUGUCACAGUUAUCAUGAAGGAGACAAAAUACAAGGCUGAAGCUUCCUCAAGGCUAGUCGAGAAAUGGAAGGAGUAUAUUGUUGUGGCGCGCUCUACAGGUAACCAUGAGUAUCCUAUUGUGCUCCAAUUCUUCAAAAAGCGAAACAUCCGUUUUGUGGACGUUGAAGGGGUUUCUCAAUUUGAUGAUGAUGAGUCGAUGUUUGAGGAUGUCUAUCAAAAUAAACCACCUAAAUCCUCCCCCUCACAUUUGGAAUUUGACGUCCUAUUGUCCAUCUCUGAUACGAGAAUCAGAUUUCGAAACGUCCUGGAUAAAACUAUAUCGAUCUCCAAGAUGAUGAGAAAGCAUAGGGAUUUUGAGUACAUCCUUCUUCCGCAAACUCAGUCAUCGGCCAUUCGAUGGCUUAGUCUUUUCAACACAGUACUGAAAAGUCGAUCAAGAGAAGAGCAGAAGACUCUUUCAUUGAAUAUUCCGGAUAUUGAUCUGUCGCUUACAAUUAAAAACCUAUCCAAUUAUUUGCGCCCUGAGGAUUUCUUUAUCAAGGAAAAUGAUUCUAAGAUUAAAAUGCUAGAGAGAGGAUAUAGUGUUCCGCGCUCGAAUGCUUUCAACAAACUUGUGGAUAUAAUAGCUACUCAGUUGUUGAUCUUGAAUGAGAAAGGAUGUCUUCCCCCAAAAGGAAACACUUUCAUAAAUAGCUUGCCAUACACGAAACAUCUUUUGGCUUUCGCGGCCAAAAAAUACGAUCGUUUGGAAUGGAUCCUGGGUGAGUCUGAAAAAUUACUUCAAGCUACAUGGCUUACUCUCAAUAAUACUCAUGACAUUGAAUUGAGAGAGCUAAAGCACGAGCCACUAAUGCUGAUGAAUGAACCCAUGGUAGAGCCGAGGCCCGUGGAAGGAUUCUUGGUUUGCUUGUCCAACAGGAGCGGAAAACUCAAGUCUUCUUUUGGUCGAAAUUAUUACAAGCUGCAUUAUUUCAGCAGUUUUGACAAUAUUCUCAUGUUUCAAGACUUUUACACUGCAGUUCCUCCUUUUGAAGAUUCUAUGACUGAUAUAAUGAGUCCUCUGGGGAAAGUUUUAAAUGAGAAGUCAUUGACAGAAAAGGUGCAUGCUAGAGAGCUAUAUUUUGAAAAAAGUCCAUUUCCUUUGGCUUCCUCUAAUCCAUCUCAUAUAUCGUGGUUGAAGCCUGGUAUUUCAAAAGAGGAAUUUGAAAGACGAGACAUGGAUGCCUUAUAUGAAGCUGAAAGACGAGCGUCCAUUAUUGUGAAUUGCAAAGGAAUCAUUGACCUAUGCAAUGUUUCCGAAAUCCGAUGUAUCCCUACGUCUGAGGUUCCUCACGUUAUUAGGUUGGCUGGAUCAAUUGCAUGGGGCUAUCAACAAAGUCGGUUGGAUGACGAAAGCUAUGUGGAUUCUGUUUUUGAGCUGAUAAUGAAGUCUGGCUCUCGACUCCGGCUUCAGGCUUGUAAUAGAGAAGUUAGAGACCAGUGGGUUUUCAACCUUCUUCAGCUUCGUGAAUACUGGAUCAAGAAGAAGCAAGAAGAUCUGGAACGCAUCAUCAAUCUACGGGAGAAAAAUAUUACAGCUUCCAAUCUCCCAGACGACAAAUACGAAUCUAUCUUGACUGUUGAUGACAAUCCAAACAAAUGGGAGCUUUCAAAGGCGCACACGGAUCCUUAUCUCUAUAACAUAUCAUCCUGGUCAAUAGACAAGCCUUUGAUGAUGAGUGGAGUGCUCUACCAAAAGAGGAAGAAGCACAAAAGCUUCAAAAUGUUUUAUGUCCUACUAUGUCCAGGAUUUCUUGUGCUUUACGAUAUGUUCAAUAGAAGUUUCAAGUCUGGAACUAUAAAGCCGACUGCAUACUACAAGCAUUACACAACGAUCAGCUUAGGAAACUGCUACGUUUUUUGCAAUUCCACGAAUGACCUGGAUGUUUCGAUUCGCGAUUCCACGUUGAGCAAAGUUUCUCCCGGAAGUCACCAGGUUCCACGAAUCUACUCCGAUGGAUGGAAAAGCAGCGAGGACGAACACUGUCGCCGAUUCACGAUCUGGUUUGGAUCUAAAAGAGUCAUGAUGAGAAACAUUAACUCGAAAAGUGUAAUUCUCAAAGAUCCCCACCUUGAUUCCUCUUCUGACGAAGAUGAGGAGAUAGACUCCACUGCUGAUAAAAUCAGUUUGCAUGAAAGGGGAAAAAUGCUAAAAACUGUAUCUCGUCUAGGAGUGACCGGCCAUAGCAUGGUAUUUCUAGCAAGGUCGCGAAUUGAACGAGACCUAUGGGUGACGAAGCUUCUCAACGAGGUUGAACGGUUCAGUUUCGGUGACGAGGAAGAAGUCCAACUGUCCUAA